AUGGUAGCAGCCGAUUCAGAGCCUUCUUACCAAAAGGUCAGUAAAGGUUACGGUAAAGGCGUAUCCAAGGGAUUCAGUGGCAAAGGAUUCAACGGAUAUAACAAAGGGUACAACGGAUUCAAUAAAGGGUACAAUGGAUUCAACACAGGGUACAAUAGAUACAACACGGGAUAUAUGGGAUACAACAAUGGAAUGAUGAAUCCUAAUUUCGGUUUCAACGGAUUCAACAGAGGUUUCAACGGUUUUAACGCAGGUUACAACGGAUUCAACAAUGGGAACAAUGGAUUCAACAAUGGGUACAACGGAUUCAACAAUGGGUACAACGGAUUCAACCAAGAUUAUAUGGGAUCCAAUGGCUACAACGGAUUCAGCAACGGUUACAAUGGCUACAAGAAAGGAAACAGCAUGUCCAAUGGCGGUAUGUACGGAAGUUUUGGCUCGCCAAUGGGAAACGGAUUCAAUAUGAACCGUCGAGUCUAUCCUGGAUAUCCAAGAUUUGGUGGAAACUCCUACUCCGUAUACCGACCUAGGGGCUAUUUCGGGGAUGACGACGACUACAAAUUUAGUGGAAACUUCCCAAGUCAAGUUAUGAGAGGAUCUUUCUCCCAGCGCCCCUCCUUUGGAGGGUAUAAUAGCGGUUACAGGGGAAUGUCCAUGAACAGAUUUGGAGGUCCCUACCAAGGAUUUAACAUGUUUAGGUCUUCAUAUCCUAAAAUGGGAUACAAGUCCAGCAUGUCAACCAAAAAGAUGGAAAAGGGGAUACGAAUAAACGCUAUCAAUUGUCAGCGUGUUAGUCCGAUCAAUGGUCAGCGUGUUAGUCCGAUCAAUGGUCAGCGUGUUAGUCCGAUCAAUGGUCAGCGUGUUAGUCCGAACUGA
Messenger RNA from Mizuhopecten yessoensis (Yesso scallop), 876 nucleotides. RefSeq names its product ATP-dependent RNA helicase A-like. Lineage: Eukaryota; Metazoa; Mollusca; Bivalvia; Pectinida; Pectinidae. Bases 1 to 876 code for a protein of 291 amino acids. The record is from RefSeq and is a predicted model, not a curated record. The transcript has 2 exons.